GGGCCGGGGGCUGCGGCGGGGCCGGCGGCGAGCGGGGUGAGUUACAGAAAGUGACUCUUAUAGCAUCUUAGCUCUAUGAACUCUUGAGCUGUCAAGGGACUGAGAGGCUUAUGAAGAGGUUCUGUCAAGCAAAACAGCUCUUAGCAAAGACACCAAGGAGGAGGGAAAAGGAGAAAGAAAGAGAGAGCUGAAACAGUAACAAAUCAUGAGAUCUAUCCGAUCUUUUGCUAACGAUGACCGCCAUGUUAUGGUGAAACAUUCAACCAUUUAUCCAUCUCCAGAAGAACUUGAAGCUGUCCAGAACAUGGUAUCAACAGUAGAAUGUGCCCUUAAGCAUGUGUCUGACUGGAUGGAUGAAAAGAACAAGUCUGUAAAAUGUGAGGGUGAUGUGGAAGCAAAGGAGGAAGCUGCAGAAAGCAAUGCCAAGGAUCAGAGUGGUCGGACCUUGUGUGGUGUUAUGAGAAUUGGCUUGGUUGCAAAGGGUUUGCUGAUAAAAGAUGAUAUGGAUUUGGAGCUGGUUCUCAUGUGCAAAGAAAAACCCACAAAGACCUUAUUAUGUAUAGUCAAAGACAAUCUCCCCGUUCAAAUUCAGAAACUUACAGAAGAGAAGUAUCUCGUGGAGGAGCAUGUAAAUGAGGCAGCUAUUAUUAUUCGUAACACAAAGGAGCCCAAGCUAACCUUGAAGGUGAUACUUACGUCCCCUCUCAUUCGAGAUGAAGCAGAGAAGAAGGAAGGAGUAGACAGUGUUGCGAUGAAAGAUCCUCCGGACUUAUUGGACAGGCAGAAAUGCCUGGAGGCCUUGGCGUCUCUGCGGCACGCCAAAUGGUUUCAGGCCAGGGCAAAUGGACUAAAAUCAUGUGUAAUUGUGCUGCGUAUUCUGCGGGAUUUGUGCAACAGAGUCCCCACAUGGGCACCACUGAAAGGAUGGCCACUCGAGCUUAUAUGUGAAAAAUCUAUAGGUACUUGUAAUAGACCUUUGGGCGCUGGGGAAGCAUUACGACGAGUGAUGGAGUGCUUGGCAUCUGGAAUUCUGCUUCCUGGAGGCCCUGGUCUGCAUGACCCCUGUGAACGGGAGCCAACAGAUGCUUUGUCUGAUAUGACAGUUCAGCAAAAAGAAGCCAUUACGCACAGUGCUCAGCAUGCCCUCAGAUUAUCAGCCUUUGGUCAGAUUUAUAAGGUUUUGGAAAUGGAUCCUCUCCCAUCAAAUAAGUCAUUUCAGAAAUACUCCUGGUCAGUAGCUGACAAAGAAGGUACAGGCUCAUCUGCUCUCAAGAGACCGUUUGAAGAUGGUGUUGGGGAUGAUAAAGAUCCAAAUAAAAAGAUGAAGCGUAAUCUGAGGAAAAUACUAGAUAGUAAAGCAAUAGAUCUCAUGAAUGCUCUGAUGAGGCUGAACCAAAUCAGGCCGGGGCUUCAGUAUAAGCUGCUGUCCCAGUCUGGUCCAGUCCAUGCCCCAGUCUUCACAAUGUCUGUAGAUGUUGAUGGUACAACAUAUGAAGCAUCAGGACCUUCUAAGAAAACAGCCAAGCUCCACGUGGCAGUGAAGGUUUUACAAGCAAUGGGUUAUCCAACUGGUUUUGAUGCAGAUGUUGAGUGUAUGAGUUCUGAUGAAAAAUCAGAUAACGAAGGUAAAAAUGAAACAGUGUCUUCAAUCUCAAGCAAUAAUACUGGAAAUUCUACAGCUGACACCUCUACUACCCUAGAGGUAAGAACUCAGGGUCCUAUACUGACAGCAAGUGGCAAAAAUCCAGUGAUGGAGCUCAAUGAAAAAAGAAGAGGUCUGAAGUACGAGCUCAUCUCUGAAACAGGGGGAAGCCACGACAAGCGCUUUGUGAUGGAGGUAGAAGUAGAUGGCCAGAAAUUCAGAGGUGCAGGCCCAAAUAAGAAAGUAGCAAAAGCAAGCGCUGCAUUAGCAGCACUUGAGAAACUGUUUUCUGGACCUAAUGCAGCAAACAACAAGAAGAAGAAAAUUCUUCCCCAGCAGGCUAAAGGAGUUGUCAAUACAGCUGUUUCUGCAGCAGUCCAGGCUGUGCGAGGUAGAGGACGAGGUGCUUUAACAAGAGGUGCAUUUGUUGGGGCAGCUGCUGCUACUGGAUACUUAACACCAGGCUAUGGAGCACCGUAUGGGUACAGUACAGCUGCACCAGCUUACGCCAUAUGCACUUGUAUAAAAUAAGCAGAAAUUUAAUGACUGUAAGCUGAGAUCGUGAUAUAAAAGGCUCUUCAGUACCCUGAAAUACCUUGCCGCUUCCCACUGUACUCACAGAAAUGGUAGUGAUUCAUCUGUUGCGUGCAAGCAGUAAGACAGGUAAUAGGAAACACAGAAACAUGAUGGGACGCACACAGCCUUGCGCCUGCAGACUGGGGUUUUUCAGAAGAGGGUGUUCUUCCUGCUAGACCUAGCUGACACCGCACAGGCAUUUGAAUGCCUUAGCAAAAGUUGUUCUAUGAGUUUUGUGAGAGAAAAAUUCACUUCAGUGUAAGAUUCAAUUCAGUGUUUUGUCUCCAGUUCAUGUGGCUAAAUGAAACAUUCAGGCCAAAUAUUUACCUUGACGCUUAAGAGGAGCUGAAUGAUCCAAAGUGGUAAGUGAAGAUGUGCAGCUCAAAAGCAAAUUUCUUAUUUUGUAUGUUAUUUUGUUAUGUAUUUGGUGCCUUAACUCUUUGUACUCUACUGUUAAAUAUGCUGUACGAGAGGUAGUUUAGUGGUUAAGGGAACUUUAAUGAUGUUACUGAACUAGCCUACAGGAACUGUAGCAACAACUGAAGUUUCAGUGGGAGAGUUCUCUUGCAUGUUUAAUUAAUAAUCCAUUGAUAAAUUGGAGCUAAAGAAUUUAAAGAGCAUAUAAAAAUGUUAGCCAUAGAUUGAGACAGAAGGUAUCAAAUUUCCAACUUGAAAGUUUUGUGGCAGGAAGAUAAAGGUACAAUCUCUUCUGUGCUGUGUAAACAAAAAUGAAAAUGUAAUUCAGCUGCCCAGCACUGCAUGUUUCUCAAAAUCUCUAGACUCUUAUCUCUACUAUGACAAAUCAACUAAUUCUAAAGGACAUUAAUUGAAUGUAGUCAUCCAUUGGAACAGGGGAGCCGAGAUGAGUUAAGACUUGCAAUAAAUUAAAAAGUAAGUCCAAAAUAGCAUAUGGACUUAAUGCCUAAUUCCUGCCUCUUACCUGAAUCUACAAGUUCCAGUUACCAUAAGCCACUUUGCAGUUUACAAGGUGCAGUGCAGCUUCUACUUGAACACGUUUGCUUGCUGAACACACCUGGUCCUGAUAGAAUGCACUGAGAGAGAGAGAGAGAAGGAAAAAAUGAAGGUAGAAUGUUCCAGUUUGAGGACAUUAAGUAUAACAGACAGCAAGUUAGUGGGAAAGAUGAACUGCCUUUUCCAAAGCCAUAAAUACCAGUCUACAGUAAAAAAAUGAGGUUUGUCUACUAUGGUAAAUCAGCAGCCUUAGUAAACUAAGAGCAAUGGGAGGCGGUACUGGGUUUUUUUCCUAUAGUUUGCAAGAAAUUAGGUAAGAGGCUUAAGCUAUCCAUGUCACAAGCUAAAAGCUGCUGCAGCAGAUUAUAUUUUUUUUUCACUUCUGUAAAUAAGCAGGUAAUGAAAAGAGGAGGUGGAGAAACAGGAGAAAUCCAGUGAACAAAUUCUAUUUGCCAAUGGAACCCAAUCCAGAUGGGAAGACUGUUCCAUGCGGUACACUAGUAUGGGAAUCCUAGCAACUUAUUUGUACAAUAUUCUAGACAAUUUGCUCUUGCACAGAAUAGAAUAGUAACAAAGGAAAGCAGAUACUGCUUCCAGAACUACAGUUGUAAUGUAUGAAUUUCAGAUCACUAAUACUGGUAUAACUAUAACAAAGUAGGUUCAUCUUACCAUGAAAGCUGUUUUGAAACUCUAUCCACUUACAUUAAGCUAACAGCAAGUUUAAUUAUAACACUAAUCUGUAAGGGAGUAGAGCAGAAGGUAAGUUUUAGCUUUGUACUUCAAAGCUGCUGUGAACAAGUUGAUUAAUAGUGUUCUAUGGAAAUAACUAGAUGUACUUAUUUAUUUGUGCUCAUUUCUAUGUUCUUAGAAAAGCACAAGCUUCUGUAAGCAUAACCAUCACAAAGCUACUCAGGGUACUUUGUCAUCUCAGCAGUGGACACUAACUGCAUCUUAAGUCAGCAGGCACAAAUAGAUCAAGCUUAAUUAAGAGGAACAGAACAUCUUGGCAGGUUUGCUUUACUACUGGUACUGUUAUAAUUUAAUGAUCUAUGCAUACAGAAAUGUGUGUAUUCCUGCACUUCUAGUAUAACUUACAGUUCUGCAAGAGCAUCCUGCAAACUGAACAAGUAAAACUCAGCACAGAGUAUUAUUCUUUCAUUAUUCCCACAAAGGGCUGUUUAUAAGCAAUUGCAGAGUGAUAAUGCUCGAAGCAGAAUAGCUGUGGGCUGCAGAACAUUGAUAUUCAGAGUAGUACAGCUUUCAGAAAUUUAGUGAUAUGAAUUAUGAAACUUCUAAUUCACUGUAUAGAUUAUUUCUUGUGUUUUCAAACUAGCAUCACUAGUUCCCUGCUCAAAGUAAUGGGAUAAAGUCAAGUGUAGUUCUCCAACAACACAUUAUUACACAGAAAUGUACCGGAACAAAAUUGAGCUUAUACUGCUGAGAGCGUGUUCUACUACACAGAGCCAUUCUCUGGGCAAUGCUGCAUCAUUUAAGAGUGGGUAAAUAUGCCUUCAGGGCCAACAGAACACACAACAGAUGUUUAAAAAAUAACCCAGAAGAAGCCUUGAAGUUUUGUCUGCUCAUGCACUUAUUCUUCCCUGAAAAAAGGUACAGGUACAUUCAGACGUGUGAGUGAGUUAUGUAUCAGAUAUCACAAAAGCCUUUAAGGAUGAAUGUUUUAAAGGCAGUCUCCUUUGGACAGAAAAUAAAGGAAGUUGUCUCUGUCUUCCAGUUCCAAAGUACAGCAUCUUAUUUCUGAUCCUAACCCUAAAUCAAUAUUUAUUGAUCAAACUGACUAAGCUUUUUAGGUUGAUGAGCUCUCUACAAAGCAAUUCUGUUCUCCUCUUGAGCCUCUGCAGGGGCCAAUGACUGGUGCUUAACUACUACUUCUACUGCAGAAUGUCACCUGUCCUCCAGCUGUGUCAGAACCUUGUGUGACACUUGCACUUCUAAGAGAGCAACACUGCUGUGGGGGUAAUUCUCAAAAGUGCUAAAUGCAGUGGAGCAAAUCUCCAUGGGCUGUACACUUUCUAAAGUCCUGCCCAGGUCUUAGUGGCAAAGUUGAGCAUGAAACCUGUACUGCCAAAAAUACGUGGUAUCUAUGGGAAGAUGACUUUGAGGAAAGGCUGCUGUCUUCCACAUUCAACUUACAAACUUAAAAUAAAAAUAAUAGUUUAAAAAAAAAGGUUGAGCUUCCACCAAAAAUCACCACCACUCGAAUCGAUUCAAACAACUGCUGUUAAUUUGGGCUAAAAUUUCUCCCCUGUGUAGCCCAAACUACCACCACCACCAUCUGAAGAAUUUUUAAACAGUCAUCUGAGGGCAGAUCUCUGCUAAGAGAGUGCAUACUGCAAGGAAGACAGGUGAUCUGGCAGUGCAGUAUGAUGUUACUUUUCUAAUGACAGUUACUCCAGGACCAGGAAAAGACUGAGGCAGGGCUUUGGAGCAGUGUUUCAUGCUCAGCAAGCUUGCAGAGGGAAGGAAUGCAAUUCUAUAAAUCACUUGUACUGUAUUUCUGUUUCUAGACUUGAAUGAAUUUCACUUUUCCUUUGUGGGUCAGCACAGUAAACACUAAAGCAAAGGUCUAUUUUUAUAAAUCUCUUUCACCAGUUGAGAGGGCUGACCUGCAGCCACCAGAUGGACUUAUUUAUCCACAGAGGACAGAAUGUUUAUUUUUACACUAAAUUACUUACAGCAUUGAAUAAAAGAAAAUAAGGCCUUUGAACUAUCUAAAUAGUAUCACCAAAUUGCAGAAGUAUGUACAUAUGGUGGACAGUUCCAUCUUUCUUCCCACUAAGUCUCUCAAAAGAAGUUACUCAGAAAUAAACUUCCAAACGAAGUACAAGAGAGCCCUGUGAUCUAACAACAGGUAAUUUACGAACCAGGAGAAAUCUCAAUGAAGUGAGCUAGAUCUACUCGCUCGCUAAAAAAACCUGCAAAUGUAAAGUAAAUGGAAUGCUCUUGGGAUACUGAGUUGCUUCCUCACGUGAUGCUGUACCCGGUACAUUUGGCUUCAUUUGACUUCUGUGUUGUGGUUUACAUGCCAGCCACUGUUAUAAACUGUACACAACACCUCUAUUUGCACUGUAAUCUUAAUUCAUUCGCCACUGAUUGUAACCCAACGCCACAGACUUCUCUGUAUAUAAAACCAUAGCCAUGUCCCACUUGCUUUCAAUAGCAUACAAUAAAGGCUUAUAUCUCUGUAAACAAAAAUUAUGUCC
Lagopus leucura (white-tailed ptarmigan) is the source of this 6411-nucleotide messenger RNA. RefSeq names its product spermatid perinuclear RNA binding protein (gene STRBP). The transcript is spliced from 19 exons. Lineage: Eukaryota; Metazoa; Chordata; Aves; Galliformes; Phasianidae. Gene Ontology annotation, cellular component: precatalytic spliceosome. The coding region runs from base 206 to 2173 and encodes 655 amino acids. The record is from RefSeq and is a predicted model, not a curated record. Gene Ontology annotation, molecular function: single-stranded RNA binding; double-stranded RNA binding.